AUGUCUAUACCUGAAGGUGUUGGAGGCGUGCUCUGCAGGUUAUGCAAUCUCUCCAUCCCAUUCCAUGGAUGUGUUUUAGACUUUGGCACCUGCAAAACAGAGCCUGGUCAGUAUUGUAUCAAACAGAAUUUCAUUAAAGGUGGAAUUCAUUGGUAUGCAAUUCAAGGCUGCACAGAAAGCAAGGCACAAUGCUUCAAGAGAAUUAUAUCAUCUUAUGAAAUUUAUACCACCCAUUGCUGCCAUCGCCCUCUGUGUAACUUCUGA
Jaculus jaculus (lesser Egyptian jerboa) is the source of this 264-nucleotide messenger RNA. It is a transcript of the gene C1H9orf57, whose product is annotated as chromosome 1 C9orf57 homolog. The coding region runs from base 1 to 264 and encodes 87 amino acids. The record is from RefSeq and is a predicted model, not a curated record. NCBI's taxonomy places the organism in Eukaryota, Metazoa, Chordata, Mammalia, Rodentia, Dipodidae. The transcript is spliced from 2 exons.